GGCAAACAACAAGUCUCAGCAUGACUGAAGGCCAUCAUUCACCCAAGAGAUUGACCUGCAGGAGCAGUCGAUGUUUAGGAGCGGCAGGUAACCCAUUCCAGGUUCUUGGACGGGAGCUGCAGUAUUAGAGAUUCACUACUGAUCCACUGCUGGACACGUCACCUUUCAAAUUUGAAAUUGAACAAUGAGUUUCCGGCUGCUGUUGGGGGCAGGAACUGGAGCCAUGGCUGCAGUUGCUGCACUCCCUCUGAUUCUGGGGGCAGUGGGCUUCACAAGUACUGGAAUAGCGGCUGGUACCAUUGCAGCAAAAAUGAUGAGCGUGGCUGCUGUGGCCAAUGGAGGAGGUGUUGCAGCUGGAACCGUUGGAGCAGCAGGACUGUCUACUGCUGCUAAAGCAGCCUUGGUGACUGCAGCUGCUGUGGUUGGUGCAAUGUUAGGGCUCUGAAGAGAAGAAUUGCCUUGAGAAAGCUUAAAACAAAUGACAAUCUUUCCUAAAUUCU
Messenger RNA from Mobula hypostoma (lesser devil ray), 500 nucleotides. RefSeq names its product interferon alpha-inducible protein 27-like protein 2. The transcript has 5 exons. Bases 185 to 445 code for a protein of 86 amino acids. NCBI's taxonomy places the organism in Eukaryota, Metazoa, Chordata, Chondrichthyes, Myliobatiformes, Myliobatidae. Gene Ontology annotation, cellular component: membrane; mitochondrion. Gene Ontology annotation, biological process: apoptotic signaling pathway. The record is from RefSeq and is a predicted model, not a curated record.